Messenger RNA from Stylonychia lemnae, 1086 nucleotides. The record is from the annotation of a GenBank genome assembly. NCBI's taxonomy places the organism in Eukaryota, Ciliophora, Spirotrichea, Sporadotrichida, Oxytrichidae.
AUGAUCUAAAUAGAAAAAUAACAUGCUGACAAAUUAGGUAAAGAAUAAUAUGAUAAUGAUAGCUUUUCGAAAUAAGAAGCUAGUGGUUUAAUUGCUGGGUAAUCUAAUACGUUUGCUUCUCAAAAUUGCUAGAGAGGAUUGUUUCCUGACAAUAAAUAGAGCUCUAGUUUUAACAUUACUAAUACAACAUUAGAUUGCGACCAAAAUUCAACUCAGUUAAAUUUAAAUCAAAAAAAUGAGUCCAUGAAAAAAAAAUUUCUUCCACCAAAGAGACUUACUCCAAUGGAAUCAUAUCCACAGCCUAAUCAUGAUGUCAAAAAAAAUAACUACAUGCAGGGAGAUAGAAGAUUUGAAAAUUACAAUGAAAAAUGCGUAGAUAAUAAUAAUGAUUAUCAUAAAGUGAAGUGUUAUUAAUGCGAUUCACUAUUUGAAUGGGAUCAAGUCGUUGAUUUAAUUUGUAAACACACUUUUUGUCUGUAAUGCAGUGCUUAAUUUCCUGAAAUAAAAGUAGUUCAAUAAAAGCAGAAAAUUAUAACCUAAAAAUGUCCUAGAAAUGAAUGUAGUUAUCAUUAUUAAAAAGAAAAAAAGAAAGAAUAUAUUAGUGAAAAUGGGCGGAAAACUAUAAAAAUAGAAUCUUAGGUAAAAAUCAAUCAAUACUCUACCGAAUAUAAAGCUAAGUCUCUUGAUAACAAAAAAACAGCCGAUGUAUAAAUAGAAAUCAAUGAUCAAACUAAGGAAACUACGAUCCUUGGACUUACAAACUGCCCUGAAUGUAGAGGGGAAGUUGAAAAAUUUGAAAAUAAUACUCAAACAACCUGCAAAAAAUGUCAGUAUGAAUUCUGCUGGAACUGUGGAUUGAAAUUCCAUCACUUUCUUCAUGCAGAGUGGAUGUGUUUCAUAAGCUGCAAGAAAAUAGUAAUAAGCUAACCGAAUAACUUUAAUAACUGGACUAUUAUUUUCGCCGCUAUUUGCUGCUAUUGGACUGGCUCCAGCCUAUUUUAUUUGGCUUUACCUAUUUUAUAAAAUGGCUUCAUGGAGUCCAAAGUUGAGACAUGGCUAUUAUAUACAGGUAAAAGGGGUAAUUGA